Messenger RNA from Gigantopelta aegis, 4809 nucleotides. RefSeq lists its product as uncharacterized. The coding region runs from base 121 to 1950 and encodes 609 amino acids. The record is from RefSeq and is a predicted model, not a curated record. NCBI's taxonomy places the organism in Eukaryota, Metazoa, Mollusca, Gastropoda, Neomphalida, Peltospiridae. The transcript is spliced from 3 exons.
CAACGGCGUCUAAUCUUCAGUUUUGCCCCGAUUAGACUGUCAGUUUCACGUUGGCUAGUGUGUGCAGGUGCACAUUUUCAGAAUGCUGCCAACGCGACAGUCGAGUUGGCGUUAAUCGACAUGGCCACUGCAUAUUUCUCUGCUGAUGACGUCAUUUCCUGUUGCAUCUGCCUCGGUCCAUUCACCGAUCCGCGCACCUUGCCCUGUGGACACACUUUCUGUUUGCGAUGUCUGCAACGUCACAUCGACUCCAGCGUCAAUGAGAACACCUUCAAGUGCCCCAACUGCAGGGCCGUGGUUGAUAUCCGGGACCAGAAUCGGCCAUCAACGUCCAGCGCUGAGCAGUUCCCGUGUGUUGUGGCACUAGCGGACGCCUUAGACGCUAUUAGACAAUUAAAUCUCCGUGACGUUCCCAUCACUAUAGCAGAAACGCAUCCUCACAGAUAUCAAAUCAGUUCAGUCUGUAAACAGCUAAAGUGGAUGGGUAAAUUUCUUAAAACCAGUAUGGAAUCUGAGAUAGAACGACUUCAAUGCGGCGUGGAUAUGAGCGCGGUGGAGGUAGCAGACGACAUAACAAGAAGAAGGGGCGAAUUAAUACGCGACUUUAUAGCAGACGGCAACCAGGAACAGGACGACGUAGACGACUACAUGGUUACAAUCGACAAGGAACACGAUAAGAUCAAGAAGGAACUGAACAAAGCUUGCAUAUCUCUUAAAAUAGACAUGUUUCAAUUAUUUUCACAGCACCAGCAUUUCAUUGAUGAAAGUGAAAGAAUGAUCAACUUGUGCGAACGUCUUCUCAAUUCGAGAUCGGAAACCGACAUUCAAAAUAACAUUUCUAAACUGAACAAAAUACAAUAUAUAAUUUCUGACUUUGUCGCCCAAAUUCCUUCCAAAGGUAAAAUUCGUGACCUGAAACUUUCUUUGACUGAAUCUAAGAAAACAACAGUUGGAGCUUGUUCUGUUGACAUUGGUGAAAUUGUAAAAUCUGACAUAAAAGCUUUGAUUGAAGCUCACAGAAUUAACGUGGACAUGUCCGCAAUACAGAUAGACACACAGACCUAUGGUAAGACGGAUGCAAUGACACGGAUACAGGCAGUAAUACCAGACACACCAACAUCCCAGACAGACACACGAACAGACAGGAGGAGAGACUCUAUGAAGCGGAUGAAAACAUUGUACACAAAGGUGUCGUCAGAUAGAUACGAUCCUGAACUACAAUCGCUCCUGGUGCUGGAAGGAGAAAGAACAAAGAAAAUUGUUGUGAUUGACUGUUCCAACUUUUGUGUGAAAUGUUUCUGUUCGGAGACGUCUGCUUUACGAAGUAAAUACGACCUUUCAAGUCUACCAGGCGGUCUUGCUAAGUUAAGUGACCAGCAGGUUUUAGUAGCCUUGCCGUUCGAACAAAACAUUCUGGAUCUGAAUAUACAAGAAGACAUUCGUCUGACGGGCACAUUGAAAACUGUGAAGCCAUAUUCCUACAUAGCUGUGUUGCCUGGCAACUGGCUAGUGGUCAGCGGGGGGUGGCAUGGUCAGUAUGUAGAUAUACUGAAUGUAAGGGGUCAUGUCAUUCAGUCUUUCCCUUGCGACUUGAUCCCCCACCCCGGAUGUCUCACGGUGAAAGGUGAUUCGUUGAUUUUCGUGUCAGAGAACCAGAUUGUGCAAUGUGUGACGUUAUCAGAACAUAUCACGUGGCAGUCGCGUGAUUCGGAAAGGCUGCGUCAUCCAGUGGGCGUCGCGUGCGACAUAGAAGAGUUUUCUUAUGUUUGCGAUGAUGAGAGAAAUUGUAUUGUUCAGUUGUCACGUGACGGAGAGAUCAUCCGUGACGUCAUCACAGACCAGGACGGAUUGUCGAAGCCUUGGCAUAUUUGCUAUGAUCAGGAUCAUUUUUAUGUCGCUCAGGAAAAUGGAGAUAUUAUUAUAUUUACAUGGUACAAAGCUUCAAUGUAAAAUAAUCUACACUGACUGUUUAAUAACUACCGGUACAUAGUUUUAUUUAUUUAUUUAUUUAGUCCAUAAUACACAUGUACAAAAAGCUAAACUACCUUGUCUGUUGUCAAGUUUGUUGAUUAAAAUAAUCAAGUACAUACGAGUUAACAGUUAAACAAGGCAAUAUUUAGGAGCGAAAGGAAACGUUUACAUAUAGAAACUGCAAAUGCAUUUUACGUCAUAUAGGAUGCCGUUAUACUAGAAAGUUUGCCAUGCUCUAGAACUUUCGUUACAUGUGCGAAAUGACACAACGCCACCCUUUUAGAACAGAAACUUACUAGAUUAUUUAUUUUAAUUGCAGUAGUGUUAUUCCGUUGAGGAAAUUUUGUUUUUGUGUUAAAAUAUGACCGUUACUAGCAAUACAGUUAAAGUUAGUUUUAUUUAACGAUACCACUAGGGCACACUGAUUAAAUAUCGGCGAAUGGGAGGGAGAAAAUGGAUGAUUCUUACAGCAAUAGAUCGUCUUAUACAAAGAGAGCACCGUCAAACUACAAGGACAUUUAUCGUAUUAUUCUUAAUGGCUGCUCCCCACCCCACCCUCUAGGUACGGACAUUUUAUUGUAUUGUUAUUAGCAAGAUUAGUUUUUAAUAAAGUAUCAAAUACAAGGAAACGGUCAGGUCAGGUCAUAGGGCUUUACGUGCACAUUCAGAACAAGCUGUUGUAGCGCACGCCUUUAGGGUUUUGGAAACGGAGUAUUAACAGGGCUUUAUAUUACACCAAAGCAGAGGCGAUCAAGGGUGAGCCCAAAAUAAGUAAGCUCACAACAAGCAAGCCCAAAUUAAGUACAAACAUGUUAUCCUCAAAAGAUUUCACCUAAAAACCAAUAGAAUGUUAACCUGUAAUUAGAUUAAAAUGCAGUUCUGAAUAUGUACAACAUAAUAACAUUACUACAUUGAAAGACCUUGGUGUGCUCCAAACAGACAAAAAUCAUGUUGUUCCCAAAUUAGCGAGAUUUAAAGCCCUGAUUAAUUAUCAUAACUCAAGUAGAUGAACACUCAUACAAAUGUAUUGGUGUUUCCGUUUCCAAAUAGAAUUUAUUCUUUUCGUAAUACCGAAUGGGAGGCUUUUUAGCAUGUUAUGCAUCAGACUUACAAAACUCUAGAAAGAGCACUUUAAAAAUCACAAACACUUUUGGGUGCAUUAGAAAUCCAGUUAUUGGCGCUCAUUUCCUAAACUUGCAAUUGCCCUGAUCACAGAAAGAGGGUAGCUUAAUUUAAUUAGACUCCGGAGGUCCAUUAGAGGGGAAAUCAUUUUCACGAUCAUUCUCGCGGGAAACGCCACGUGGUGUGCCGGCCAUUUUUGUGAAUGGACGUAACCGAUAACAGUUGCAGAAUAAGAUUGGCUUAUAAUUUGUUCAAGCAGGGUCAUUGUCUCGGUCAUAGACUCUCAAAUCUUCAACAUCAUUCACAAAUCCCUGCAUCAGCUCAUAAACAAGUGCUAAGCCAAAACAGGAAAAAAAGAGAGAGAAGAUUUUAUCGUUCAUGAUUCUCUAACUGCAAACGAAGUUAUUCUCGUUAAGGCUUUGAUUUGCUAUGUAAUUUACUUGAUAUAUAUGUGAAGGGUGUUUUGUGUGUGUGUGGGGGGGGGGGUUAACAAUGUGGAUUGACACGGAAAGCAAUGGUUAAUAAUAAAUGAUAUAAUUUUAUGUUAAAUUUUAAUUCAGUUUUGUCUCAUAGUAGAUCAUUUUUAAAAAUAAACUGUCCUAAGAAACUAUUAGUUAUACUUGUAUAAUUAUGUUAAAAAAAUCAUUUUCGAUUUAGUACGUUUCCUUUUUGAAAAUCUCCACAACGUAGCAUGUACUAAUCUUGUAGUGUGUGUGUGUGUGUGUGUGUGUGUGUGUAACCGGAUGUUUUAAAUUGCAUAUCACAUACACUACAAUUUUAAAACAGUUUACAUAUAUUUUAUUCUUUCUAACUCUAAUAGUGCAAAGCUGUGUCUUAUUUUGUUUCUAUUGUUUUCCUGUCUUUGGAAUUGUCAGCUUGGGUUGUGUUUACCCUCAACUCAGUGUUCAGGCCAGGUAGUCGUUCAACAGUAAGCUCAUCUAUUGUUUCUUGUGUUACCUGGUGUUCUCUGGAGUCAGAGACUUUUAAACGUCCAAGCAAGACAGAGGUGGUUUUCUGCAUUGCAAGUUUUCUAUUUGAUCAAGUUCUGCACGGCACAGUUAUUAACAACACAGGGUCGUUAUUUGUGUGAGAAUGGUUUUAUAAACAUCGGGAUCUUCACAUCCCUCCAAGUGAUCCCUGAAUAAAGACUUUAAACCCCAGCUGAAGUCUUCUGUGAUAUAUAUAGAACCUUCGGUAACAUUGGAGCUGAUGUAGGGACACUUGGGAUCAUGUGAUCAAUCCUGUGACUAUUGUGGAUCUGAACUGUAUUCUAACUUGUGACUGGUUGUUAUUUUCAUCUUUUAACUUUUGUGCAAUGUGACUCUUGUGGUUCGAGACUGUGUUCCACCAUGUGACCAUGUGACUGCUUGUGAUUUGUUUGGGGUUUUUUUACUUUUGUACCUUGUGAUGUGACAUUCUGUGAACUUUGACAUUCAGUGACAUUUAUGAAGAAUUGAUUUGUUUUUAUCCAGUUUUAUUUUAAAAACAUUUCAGUGACAGCUAAAGUGACUUAUUGAUUGUGUGUUGUGUUUUAUUCAUGUGUUUGAUGUAAAAUGUCUGCAUCUGUAUCUAAUCUGUGAGUAUUCUCUCUCUAUAUAUAUUUUGUUGUUGAUAUUUUCUUAUUCAUUUGUUUAUUUUCUUAUCCUAUUUAUAUUAUUGUUACUCACAGUUGUCUUCAGAGAAACAAUUUUUUACUAAACCUUUUGAUGAUGUACU